Messenger RNA from Podarcis muralis (Common wall lizard), 954 nucleotides. RefSeq names its product olfactory receptor 6M1-like. Gene Ontology annotation, molecular function: olfactory receptor activity; G protein-coupled receptor activity. Gene Ontology annotation, biological process: G protein-coupled receptor signaling pathway. NCBI's taxonomy places the organism in Eukaryota, Metazoa, Chordata, Lepidosauria, Squamata, Lacertidae. The record is from RefSeq and is a predicted model, not a curated record. Gene Ontology annotation, cellular component: membrane.
AUGGAUCCAGAGACCAACAACCAGUCAUCAGUGAAGGAAUUUGUUUUCCUGUCUUUCCCAGCCCACCGUGAGGUUCAGAUCUUCUCCUUUGUGGUCCUGCUUUUCACAUACCUGCUCACCCUCAUGGGAAAUGUGGUCAUCCUCUCCAUUAUAUGGACUGACCUGCGACUCCACACUCCUAUGUACUUCUUCCUCAGUAAUUUGUCUUUUCUAGACAUCCUAUUCACUACCGUGAUUGCCCCCAAAAUGCUGUCCAGCCUCCUGGCUGAAAAGAAAACCAUUUUGUUCACAGGCUGCAUCACUCAGACAUAUUUUUAUUUCUUCCUGGGAACGGUGGAGUUUAUCCUCUUAGCAGUCAUGUCCUUUGAUCGGUACGUGGCCAUAUGUCAUCCAUUAAGGUACACCAUCAUUAUGAAUGAACAUGUGUGCUUCCUUCUGGUUCUGGGCUGUUGGGUAGGGGCUUUCCUCUCAGUUCUUUGCCCUACAGUUGUUGUCUCCAGACUUCCAUACUGCCGCCACAACAUCAACCACUUCUUUUGCGACAUUGCACCUCUGCUGGAAGUAGCCUGUGUAGACACUCACUUCAUUGAGCUCCUUAACUUCCUUCUGUCUUCCUUGGUGGUCCUCAGCUCAUUGGUGCUCACUGUGGUCUCUUACAGCUAUAUCAUCUCCACCAUCCUGAAAAUCCCAUCUGUCCAAGGGAGGCAAAAGGCCUUCUCCACCUGCGCCUCUCACAUCACUGUGGUCACCAUCGCUUAUGGGAGUUCCAUCUUUAUGUAUGUCCGUCCAAAUCAAAGCUACUCUCUGGCUCUUGAUAAGGUUGCUGCCAUCCUGACCACAGUGGUGACUCCUCUUUUGAACCCUUUCAUAUACAGCCUCAGGAAUGAGAAGGUCAAAGAAGUUUUGAGGGAAGCCCUAAGCAGGACAUUUUGCUCUAAGGAGGUGGUUUCCUGA